AUUUUCUUCUGGCUUAGGGCUUCCUCUUCUUCAACUUAUAUCCUGCAACCAUCUCAGAUAUCUCACAGGCGCGAUUGGAGCCGACGUCGGAGGGAUUGGAAACCCUAGCUUUGGGAAAAAAAUUUAAGCCAAGGCAAAAUGUCUCUCAUUGCAAACGAGGAUUUCCAGCACAUCCUUCGUGUGCUGAACACUAACGUGGAUGGAAAGAAGAAGAUAAUGUUUGCUCUCACCUCCAUCAAGGGUAUCGGUCGCCGUUUUGCCAACAUCGUCUGCAAGAAAGCCGACGUCGACAUGAACAAGAGGGCUGGUGAACUCUCUGCUGCUGAACUUGAGAAUCUCAUGACUAUUGUUGCAAAUCCACGCCAAUUCAAGAUCCCAGAUUGGUUUUUAAACAGAAAGAAAGAUUAUAAGGAUGGUCGGUACUCCCAAGUAGUGUCAAAUGCCCUGGACAUGAAACUAAGGGAUGAUCUCGAAAGGUUGAAGAAGAUCAGAAACCAUAGGGGUCUUCGCCAUUAUUGGGGACUUCGAGUUCGUGGACAGCACACUAAGACUACUGGGAGGAGAGGAAAGACAGUUGGUGUCUCUAAGAAGCGUUAAGCCUCUCUGCUGCUUUUUUUUUUACUUUGCCAUCUCCAUGCAGGUUCAAAACUUGAAAAGCUUUCUGAUCGAUAUUUAUUACAAUGAACAUUAACUUCCUUCUUUGUUCGGAAAUUUUAGAUUUUGAUUAAAAGUUUUUAUCGAGUCUUCUAUGGGAAUUAUAUUAUUUAAAAAUUGCCAAA
Messenger RNA from Dendrobium catenatum, 779 nucleotides. Its product is annotated as 40S ribosomal protein S18. Gene Ontology annotation, biological process: translation. The transcript is spliced from 4 exons. NCBI's taxonomy places the organism in Eukaryota, Viridiplantae, Streptophyta, Magnoliopsida, Asparagales, Orchidaceae. Bases 139 to 597 code for a protein of 152 amino acids. Gene Ontology annotation, molecular function: RNA binding; structural constituent of ribosome. The record is from RefSeq and is a predicted model, not a curated record. Gene Ontology annotation, cellular component: small ribosomal subunit; ribosome; cytosol.